Jatropha curcas is the source of this 2917-nucleotide messenger RNA. NCBI's taxonomy places the organism in Eukaryota, Viridiplantae, Streptophyta, Magnoliopsida, Malpighiales, Euphorbiaceae. The record is from RefSeq and is a predicted model, not a curated record.
GAAGCUCUCAUUAUAUACCCUUCGUUGAGCAAGUGGCUCUCACAUUUCUGGAUACUGAAGAGAGAGUGACUCUCAUAACCUCUCUUCUAUAGCGGCCGUCUUUGACAGUUGUUUAUUGAUAGCAAUUGGCUGUGAACUCUACAGGCUAGUCAAGAUGGUGAAGUUUACAGCCGAAGAGCUCCGUCGCAUCAUGGACUACAAGCAUAACAUUCGUAAUAUGUCCGUCAUUGCCCAUGUUGAUCAUGGGAAGUCAACACUUACCGACUCUCUUGUGGCUGCUGCUGGUAUUAUUGCUCAAGAAGUUGCCGGCGAUGUCCGUAUGACCGACACCCGUCAGGAUGAGGCAGAGCGUGGUAUCACAAUUAAAUCUACCGGUAUCUCGCUAUACUAUGAGAUGUCUGAUGAAGCCCUCAAGAGCUAUAAGGGGGAUAGACAAGGAAAUGAAUAUCUCAUCAAUCUCAUUGAUUCUCCCGGACAUGUUGACUUUUCAUCCGAGGUCACUGCUGCUCUCCGAAUUACUGAUGGUGCCCUGGUUGUGGUGGACUGUAUUGAGGGCGUUUGUGUCCAAACAGAGACUGUGCUUCGCCAGGCUUUGGGUGAAAGGAUUAGGCCUGUCUUGACCGUCAACAAGAUGGACAGGUGCUUCCUUGAGCUGCAGGUCGAUGGCGAGGAGGCUUAUCAAACGGUCAUUGAAAAUGCCAAUGUCAUCAUGGCCACAUAUGAAGAUCCCCUCCUCGGUGAUUGUCAGGUCUACCCUGAGAAAGGAACUGUUGCUUUCUCUGCUGGUUUGCAUGGUUGGGCUUUCACUUUGACAAACUUUGCUAAGAUGUAUGCCUCGAAGUUUGGGGUUGAUGAAUCCAAGAUGAUGGAAAGGCUAUGGGGUGAGAACUUCUUUGAUCCUGCUACUAAGAAGUGGACCACCAAAAAUACAGGUUCUCCAACAUGCAAGCGUGGUUUUGUGCAGUUCUGUUAUGAGCCGAUCAAGCAGAUUAUUAACACUUGCAUGAAUGACCAGAAGGACAAACUGUGGCCGAUGUUGCAAAAGCUUGGGGUAACAAUGAAGUCCGAGGAAAAGGAUUUAAUGGGCAAGGCCUUGAUGAAGCGUGUUAUGCAGACUUGGCUGCCUGCUAGUAAUGCUCUUCUAGAAAUGAUGAUCUUUCACCUUCCCUCUCCUGCCAAGGCCCAGAAGUAUCGUGUUGAGAACUUGUAUGAGGGACCCCUGGAUGAUCCUUAUGCCAAUGCUAUCAGGAAUUGUGAUCCAGAAGGCCCUCUCAUGCUUUAUGUGUCUAAAAUGAUUCCAGCUUCUGAUAAGGGUAGAUUCUUUGCUUUUGGUCGUGUGUUCUCUGGGAAAGUGGCAACUGGUCAAAAGGUUAGGAUCAUGGGUCCAAACUACGUUCCUGGUGAGAAGAAAGACUUGUAUGUGAAGAGUGUUCAGAGAACUGUUAUUUGGAUGGGAAAGAGGCAGGAGACUGUUGAGGAUGUUCCAUGCGGUAACACGGUUGCCAUGGUUGGUUUGGAUCAAUUUAUCACCAAGAAUGCUACUUUGACUAACGAGAAGGAAGUUGAUGCCCAUCCCAUUCGCGCUAUGAAGUUCUCUGUCUCACCAGUUGUGCGUGUUGCUGUUCAAUGUAAAGUUGCCUCUGAUCUCCCCAAACUUGUUGAAGGUCUAAAGCGGUUGGCCAAGUCAGAUCCUAUGUCAGAUCCUAUGGUUGUGGUGUACAUUGAGGAGUCUGCGAGAGCACUUAUUGCUGGUGCUGGAGAACUUCAUUCUGAGAUAUGUUGAAAGAUUUGUCAGGAUGGAUUUCCCAAUUUUGGUGGGAGCUGAGAUUAUAACAUCUUCCCCUGUUGCUCUUUCCGUGAGACUGUCUAGAGUCCUGCCGUGAUUGUGAUGAGCAAGAUCCCCAACAAGCACAACCGUCUUUACAUGGAGGCCAGGCCUAUGGAGGAAGGACUUGCUGAAGCUAUCGAUGAUGGUCGUAUUGGGUCCCGGGAUGAUCCAAAGGCACGCGCAAAGAUUUUAUCGGAGGAAUUUGGUUGGGAUAAGGACCUUGCAAAGAAGAUAUGGUUUUUGGUUCCUGAGGGACACUGGACCAAACAGGUGGUUGAUUAUGUGUAAAGGAGGCAGUACCUGAAUGAAAUUAAGACUCUGUUGUUGCUGGGUUCCAAUGGGCCAUCAAAGGGAUGAGCACCUGGCUGAAGAAACAUGGGAGGUAUCUUGCUUUUUUUGAAGUCUGUUGAUGUGGUGCUCCACAACUGAGCUAUUCAUAGAGGUGGUGGUCAGAUUUUAUUCCAAUGCUAGAGGGUUAUCUACGCAUCACAGCUUACAGCCAAGCCAAGGCUUCUGGAACCUGUUUACUUGGUGGAGAUCCAAGCCCCAGAGCAGGCACUUGGAGGUAUCUACAGUGUUCUUAACCAAAAACGUGGGCAUGUCUUUGAGGAGUUACAGAGGCCUGGUACCCCAUUGUACAACAUCAAGGCAUACCUACCGGUUAUUGAGUCCUUUGGAUUCUCAAGCACUUUGAGGGCUGCCACAUCAGGACAGGCCUUCCCACAAUGUGUGUUUGAUCAUUGGGAGAUGAUGUCUUCUGAUCCAAUGGAGGCUGGUACACAAGCAUCAACUCUCGUGGCGGAGAUUCGCAAGAGAAAGGGUUUGAAGGAGCAGAUGACUCCGCUAUCUGAGUUCGAGGACAAGCUGUAAUCAUUUGUUGAGUGAGUGUGAAGAUGAUACGACAAUGUUUUUGCUGCCUUUUUGUUUUUGUACUCGGUUAUUUAUGUUUAUGAAUGUCAGUUGUAGUAUUUUGGGAUUAAUCCUUUAUGUUUGUUCUAGUAUUAAGGUCUAUAGUGAUGUUGUCUUACUUGGUAUGUUCUGAACUUUUCGAACCAAUUGGCUGAUUAUAAUGCUAUUUUCAUUUCAGAA